AUGGCCGCCGUAGCCAACGCCAACGCCAACGCCCAGAACCGUCCAGCCGUCCCCAAUUCCCGUUCCUCCUCCGAGCCCCAAGUUCAACGAGCGCAUCCUGCUGCUCCUCGAGGGCGGGCCAGGCCAAAGCCCAAUAUGUUCCUCAGCGACUUUGAUCCCAUUCAUUUUGGUGGUCCUCAGGCAGCUGGACUAAGAGCGCCAAUUCCCAAUGGCCCUCGGCUGCAUGCUCCAGUUGGCACUCCAUUUUCUGCCUUUUCGAGAAUGCUUGAUGCAUCAGGUGCUUUGAACGUUGGUGGUACCCAAAUACAUGCGUCCGGUGUUAUUUUCUCGAACGGAAGAUCGUAUUCUAUGGCUAUGAAAGACCUUCAGAUCGAAGAAGAACUUGGACGGGGCAAUUAUGGAACUGUCCGGCGCGCCAUUCACAAGCCAACAAAGUUACAGAUGGCUAUGAAGGAAAUCCGUCUAGAACUGGAUCUCAACAAGCUAGAAUCCAUAGUCCGGGAGCUUGAAAUACUACAAUCCGCAUCGGCGCCUAACAUCGUCGAGUUUCAUGGCGCUUUUACGGUCGAAAGCUGUGUCUACUAUCUUAUGGAAUAUAUGGAUGCCGGUAGUCUCGAUCAACUUACUGCUUUUGAAGCUGGUGAAUCGUACACUGUUGGUAACGAGACUGUUGUGUGGGAACGGGUACCGGAAGAUGUCCUGGCUCGUAUAGCAGGGAGUAUGGUCCGCGGUUUAAAGUUCUUGAAGGACGAAAGAGAGGUCAUGCAUCGUGAUGUCAAGCCGACGAACGUUUUGGUCAAUUUAAAAGGUCAGAUCAAACUUUGCGACUUCGGCGUUUCAAAGCAGCUAGAAAAGUCGCUGGCGAAAACAAAUAUCGGUUGCCAGAGUUAUAUGGCCCCCGAGCGGAUUCAUGGUGAAACUAGGGGCAACUUGGGAGCAUACACGGUGGCCGCCGAUGUUUGGUCCUUGGGUCUCUCGGUUAUCGAAAUCGCCAUGGGGAAGUACCCAUACCCUCAAGAAUCAUAUCAGAAUGUCUUUGCUCAGCUACACUACAUCAUCAACGGCGACAUACCUACUCUUCCCGAUGGAUACAGUGAUGUUGCCUGUGGCUGGGUGGCAAGAUGUCUAGAACGAAGUCCAAACCGUAGAGCGGCGUACACGGAACUUCUGGAGCACGGAUUUCUCAAGGAUGAGGACAAGAAGGAUACGGAUGUCGCCCAGUGGGUUGCUAAGGCAAUCAAAUUUAGAGACUCCAAGCGUGUAUCGAGACGGUCGGUGCCCGGGGAGGCUUCAACUCUGUGA
This is a messenger RNA of Guyanagaster necrorhizus, 1302 nucleotides long. RefSeq names its product kinase-like protein. The record is from RefSeq and is a predicted model, not a curated record. Gene Ontology annotation, molecular function: ATP binding; MAP kinase kinase activity. Bases 1 to 1302 code for a protein of 433 amino acids. Lineage: Eukaryota; Fungi; Basidiomycota; Agaricomycetes; Agaricales; Physalacriaceae. The transcript is spliced from 6 exons. Gene Ontology annotation, biological process: MAPK cascade; protein phosphorylation; cellular hyperosmotic response.